Dryobates pubescens (Downy woodpecker) is the source of this 1213-nucleotide messenger RNA. Its product is annotated as lysosomal acid lipase/cholesteryl ester hydrolase-like. Gene Ontology annotation, biological process: lipid metabolic process. NCBI's taxonomy places the organism in Eukaryota, Metazoa, Chordata, Aves, Piciformes, Picidae. The transcript has 9 exons. The record is from RefSeq and is a predicted model, not a curated record. Gene Ontology annotation, molecular function: hydrolase activity, acting on ester bonds. The coding region runs from base 4 to 1212 and encodes 402 amino acids.
GAGAUGUGGUGCCUCCUCAUGCUGCUCUGCUCCCAAGGAAUUGCCUGUUCAGCAGGAUUUGCAACACCCUCCACUCUGAACUCAGACACAAGCCACCACAGGAAGACUCGCAACCCUGAAUGCUUUAUGAACGUUAGUGAAAUUAUCAGAUACCAUGGAUACCCCAGUGAGGAAUAUGAAGUUACCACGGAGGAUGGAUACAUUCUCGGUGUUUUCAGAAUUCCUGCUGGGAGGAACAGCCAAAAUACAGGUCAAAGGCUUGCAGUCUUCCUACAGCAUGCUUUUCUUGGAGAUGCUACCCACUGGAUUUCUAACUUGCCCAACAACAGCUUGGGCUUCCUCCUUGCAGAUGCUGGCUAUGAUGUCUGGAUUGGAAACAGCCGAGGGAACACUUGGUCUAUGAAACACAAGACUCUUAAACCCAGCCAGAAAGAGUUCUGGCAGUUCAGCUUUGACGAAAUGGGCAAAUACGAUAUCCCAGCAGAGCUGCAUUUCAUCAUGAAUAAAACUGGACAAAAGGAUAUAUACUAUGUUGGUCAUUCAGAAGGCACAACAGCAGGCUUCAUAGCAUUUUCUACAUACCCUGAGCUAGCUAAACGGGUGAAACUGUUCUCUGCUUUGGGCCCAGUAAUCAUAGGAACGCAUGCUACAAGUCCUCUGGUUAACAUAGCAAGACUUCCUGAACCACUGAUCAGGUUAGGAUUUGGCUGCAAAGGAGCCUUGCACCAGGUUGGAUUUCUGAAAGGACCUGUGACACAGUUAUGUACAAGCCUGGAUAAGUUGUGUGGCCAUAUUCUCAUUUACAUAGCUGGAGGCAGUAUAAAAAAUGUGAAUACGAGUCGAAUAGAUGUAUACGUAGGACAUUCCCCUGCUGGAACAUCAGUACAGAACAUUAUUCAUUGGCAUCAGCUAACACAUGGACAUAGAUUUUAUGCUUAUGACUAUGGGUCUAAGGAAAACAUGAAGAAAUACAACCAGUCUACUCCUCCUGAGUACAAGAUAGAGAAGAUAAACACACCAAUUGCUGUCUGGAGCGCUGGAGAUGACAAAUUUGCGGAUCCAAAAGACAUGGCAGAGCUACUUCCCCGGAUUACUAAUCUUAUUUACCAUGAGCAUUUUCCUGCAUGGGGACAUCUUGAUUUCAUCUGGGGCCUUGAUGCCACUGAGAAAAUGUAUAGGAAAAUCAUUGAACUAAUGAAAAAAUACUUUUGAA